Molecule: messenger RNA, 2403 nt
Organism: Saccharomyces paradoxus
Lineage: Eukaryota; Fungi; Ascomycota; Saccharomycetes; Saccharomycetales; Saccharomycetaceae
Gene: PET111
Product: Pet111p
Exons: 1
Coding region: 1-2403 (800 amino acids)
Source: RefSeq, a predicted model, not a curated record
AUGUUACAACGGAGAUUUAUAUCCUCCUGUGGUAUAAAGAGAUUGCUUUACAGAGAACCAGACAAGGUAAUACACACCGUUCUCUUUAAAGUACGAUAUUACUCAACAGAGUUGAUCAAAAAAAAGCAUAAGGAAGAUAUUGAGGAUUGGGUUAGAGCACAAUUGAAAGAUUCUUCAAUAAUAAGCAGUGCAUGCGAACCUCAAAACAAACUCGAUUGGAUGGACUGCAUUGCCAAAAGCCCAAGCAGCUUAGAUAUUCUCAAGAACCAAUAUAAUAUAGUGAAAGACAUAGACUUUGAGAUAUUGUGGAAGCAAAAAUUUAAAAGUGCAGAUCCGGAUGUUUUGGCGACAAUUAUUAACUUAUCCGCUAACCAGAAGGUUCUGUUUUCAAUAAAGCAAUUACUGAUCUUAAUAAAUGCCCUUCAUUUUUUAAGAAAGGACUACGAUAUUGGAAGAAUAUACACCACAUAUGAACAAUUUAUGCCCUUAUUAGCAAUCCGCACGGAUAGAGACAUAUAUGGCCAGUUUAUCGAAAUCAUGUUGGUGGUACAGAGUAAUUUACAUCAUUUUGGUACUUGUGAAACUUUGUUUUCAGAAUAUAUCAAAUAUUGCAAAGUAAACCCUCAGAUGAUUUCAUUAGGGUUGAACUCUUUCAUAAGAAAUAAUAAUACUCAAUUAGCCGUGGAGUUUUACACGCAAGCAAUUACCAAUCCUGAUACAUUCCCAAUUGCUGAAAAACAGCUUUUUGAGUUUCUCCGAUGCCUGGAAAGAUACCUAGAUAUAUCAAAUAUUAAGCAUAUCUUUUAUCUGUGGCUAAAAGUGAAAUGUGGCAACGAGCAAUCCUCCUCGACGAAUCUUCCCUCAUUUAAAACCCUUGCUUUAAUGCACAGAAUGUUAUUACGUUUCCCCAAUACAGAUGGGCUGGGUGAUUUUUUAACCAAUCCCGUGAUUUUAAGUACAGGAUACACAUCUAGUGUGCAAUUUGAUUUGGUUGAAUUUUGUCAUUCUCUCUAUUCCAACAAAGGGGACAGAGCUAAAAGCAUUGAUGACUCAACAAUGAUGGAAAGUAUCGAUAAAUUUAUUAUCAGACUUAAUAAUGAUAUUCCGACACGAAAAGAACUAUACAUGUCAGUAGUUCAAGCAUAUGUCUCUACUAACAAUUUUCAGAAUUUAAAAGUAAUCUUGGAAAAAAUCCAGAGUGACAAUGACAUUAACAUAGAUGGUCCGUUUCACUUGUGCAUAUCUAGGUACUUUAUCAAUACUAAUCAAUUCGAAGGACUUUUCAAAUAUUACCGCAGUAUGGUUAAAACCACUGAUGGUAAAACGCGUUUACGGCCCGCAUUCAUCCAACAGUUAUGGUCAUGUGCCGUAAAUGUUUAUCCAAUGUUGACAAAAGAAAUUACAAAUGACCUACUAGUGACACUGAAAAGGAAUCAAUACAGCAAGUGUCUCACAUGGGUGUAUACUUUUUUACAAGAAAACGCCCAUGUUCAUACGAGAAAGAUUAAUGGUGGAGAAGACUCCUCGUUAUCCGGGUUCAAUUCAGUCGAUUUUGAAAGAUUUGAAGAGUUUAAGAGAAAAAUCUCUCUCAAUGAUGUAUAUGGAGCAGAAUUGGUGAUUUCAAAUAGUUUGAAGGAGGGCAUUGCCCCCCAAUUUUCAUUUCUAUAUUCCGUUUUGGCAUUAUGUUUGAGCAACUCUUUAACUAGUUUGGCACGUGUAGUUGAUAGGAUAUUAAGAGCCAGGUUCUGCUAUAUCCCAUUAAAAGUCGAUAUAUUAUGGUUAAAAUGGGAUGUCAUUUCUAAUUAUAGAUCUUUUGAAAAGUUGUCAACUGAACGCUUGAAAGAACUGGAAUUUAAACUGAAGGAAUUUGAGCGAAUACAUCAAAAGGAUCUAUCAGUGCAGAACUAUUUACAACUUACGCAAAUCUGCUUUCACACCCGUGAUUUCAAAUAUGCUUGUUACUUAAUUUCACAAGCUAGAAAAAAUUUGAUUACUUCCAACAACAAACAGUGGAUGAUGUAUUAUAUGACAUCUUUGAAGCUGGCAGCAAGAAUGCAUGAAAGCGAACGGUUUAGUAGGAUUUUAAAAGAUUGGAAUUGUAAUCACAGGGCAAGCUUAAUUACUCCAGGCUGUAUUAGGCAAAUCAAGGGAUUUAUGAAGUAUUUUGAGAAAAGACCCGUUUACACUUCAACUGCUGCUUCUGUUGAUGACAAGGAGGUGAAAGAUCGCAUCGAUGAGUUAGUUCUUCGAUAUGUGGACUACAAAUUCCAAGGACUUGAGAGUAUGAGAGAGUUAACAAGUUUUUUAAAAGAUUGGUUUGAUGAAGAGAUUUCACUAAUAAAGUUGGAACAAAAUGAAAGAAAAAUGAAGCUUCUUAAGGAGAAUAUAAAAGAAGAGACGUAA